UGGGAAGAGAAGAGAAGGGAAGAGAAAAGAAGAGAAUGACGCUGCUGAGCUGCACAUUGCUGCUGCUUGUCUCAGAUGCUCACGGUGAUCAUGGCGGACAGCGCGAGUGAGAGUGACACUGAUGGAGCGGGCAGCAGCUCGGCUACUCCCCAGUGCUCCACUUCUUCCUCUUCCAACAAACAGCAGGGUUUCGUGAUUUCCCCGUUUCGUCUGGAGGAGCUGACAAAUCGCCUGGCGUCCCUGCAGCAGGAGAACAAAGUGCUCAAGAUCGAGCUGGAGACGUUCAAACUGAAGUGUAAAGCCUUGCAGGAGGAGAACAGGGACCUGCGCAAAGCCAGCGUCACGAUUCAAGCCCGAGCAGAACAAGAAGAGGAGUUCAUCAGCAACACGCUGUUUAAGAAGAUCCAGGCUUUGCAGAAGGAGAAAGAAACCCUCGCUGUCAAUUAUGAGAAGGAAGAAGAAUUCCUCACCAAUGAACUCUCUCGCAAACUUAUGCAACUUCAACAUGAGAAAGCUGAGCUUGAGCAGCACUUGGAACAAGAGCAGGAGUUCCAGGUCAACAAACUGAUGAAGAAGAUCAAGAAGUUAGAGAAUGACACCAUCUCUAAACAGCUCACCUUGGAGCAGCUCAGACGAGAGAAGAUUGACUUGGAGAACACAUUGGAGCAAGAGCAGGAGGCACUGGUCAACCGACUGUGGAAGCGGAUGGACAAACUGGAAGCUGAGAAAAGGAUUCUCCAGGAGAAGCUGGACCAGCCGGUCUCCGCUCCUCCAUCCCCCAGGGACAUCUCCAUGGAGAUCGACUCUCCGGAGAACAUGAUGAGACACAUCCGUUUCCUGAAGAGUGAGGUGGAGAGGCUGAAGAAGAACCUGCGCACUGCCGAACUGCAGCACACAGAGAAGCGAGCUCAGUACAUCGAGGAGGAGCGGAUCAUGCGGGAGGAGAACAUUCGGCUGCAGAGGAAGCUGCAGCGGGAGGUGGAGCGGCGCGAGGCUUUGUGCAGGCAGCUUUCUGAAAGCGAGUCUAGCCUGGAGAUGGAUGACGAGAGGUACUUUAAUGAAAUGUCGGCCCAAGGCCUUCGUCCUCGAACUGUGUCCAGUCCGAUCCCUUACACACCCUCCCCAAGCUCUAGCAGACCUAUAUCACCAGGGCUGUCAUAUGCCAGUCACACGGUGGGCUUUACCCCUCCAGCCACACUGACCCGUGCGGGCAUGUCUUACUACAACACGCCAGGCCUACACGUGCAUGUCGGAGCCUCACAUGGCAUUGCGAGGCCGUCCCCGAGAAGAAGCAACAGUCCGGACAAGUUCAAGCGCCCAACACCACCUCCUUCCCCCAACACGCAAGCUGGAGCUCAGCCUGGACCCCCUCCUCCUCCUCCGCCCCCUGCAGCACCAGUGCAGCAUCAGCAGCCCGCAGCACCACAGUCCUCACAGCCAUAAUGCAUGAGCUCAGAGUGGACUCAGACCAGAGCUACUGUAUUCCCGCCAAGCCAAAGGCUUAUCUAUCCUAUGUACAUGGAGUCAGCAUCUUCCUCUUGCACUGAGAAUCAAAUAGGCUUCACUGUUAAUCUGUGUUGUAUUUUUUAUUUUUUUUCCUUUUCCAUUUUGGUUUUGAAUGCAGUUCAGUGGUCUUGUGGCAUUGAUUGCAACACUAAACCUGCUUGUGUUUUUUUUUUUUUUUUCCCCCCCCACUAGAAGUACUCCUCUGAAAGAAAUGCAGAAAUGUUUAUGCCAGAGAACGUUAAAGGGAGUGAAAGUAAUCGAUUUCCUGUUAAGCCUCAGCUUUUGGGUUGAUAGAGAUUUUAGUGCACCUGUAAUGCAAAAGAGAACUCUCAUCCGCUUUGCUUACAGAAAAGGAAGAUAGAAUAAUAUGUGAGAAAUGUCUAGUGAUUUAUGGCAUUAUUACAUAUAAAUGAGUCUUCUAACAGUAACACACUAGACACAUGCAGCCAGUCAGGUGCUGCCGAGAGCUGCUUUUAUAGGCACCAGAUGGGUUGGUGGGAAAGUGCAGCUAAUGGCUUUUAAGGGAUGCAGAAGAGCAGCCAUGCCCGAGGUGCAGAAGCAGGGAGCCUGUUCAGUUCGUGCCUAAUGGCAAAACAUGCUCAUGCAGCAAUAGGCGUUUGUUCGAUCUAGAUAAAAGAGCAUGCAUGAAAUGCAGUCUGGGCUCGCUAGGGAGAUGAAUUGCUUUCUAUACACAUGGUUAAUUAUAUAUAUAUAUAUUUUUUUUUGCUAAGAGCGUGAAAGAAUGGUUUACUUAUAUGCUGCUGUUGGUGUAUUGCAGUUUGCAUCUGACUAACUGUAAACAUGUAUUGAUACACCAGUUUAUUCUUUCUUAAUGAGUUCGAAUGAAAUGCCUUGGACUAGGCAGAAGGACAGAGGUAUGUACAUUGUUCUCGUACCCAGUUCACCUCCACCCACAUCCUACCCUUAACAGUGUCUGUAAAUGGUACCACUGUGACUUUUUCUCCCCUCACACCCCUCAUAAUUUGUUCUCAAGUAUAGAUGUGUGGAUUGUUUUUUUGGAAAGAAAAAAAAAAAAAAAGGAAGGAAUUCCGCUAUGUACACCCUCAAGGUAUAAAUCUGUCACAGAGAGAAAGUGUAAAUAGACACACCCCCUUUUUGUAAGCUUUGCAAAUUAUGCUGGGCCAGAGAAAUUGUCAUUUUAUGAAACAAAUUUCUCCCCAUGAUUAGUAUGUGUCUGUGAUCUCGUCUUCGACCUUCUCGUCUGUGGGUGCCCCUGGUUCUUAUUCAUUUAUACAGCCUGUUCCACGUUACCAAAUAGCAUUCAGUUAGUGCAGCUUAAAAAAAAAAAAAGGCAGAACAAAAAAAACACAGAGCACUUACUGUCUGUUGUGAAGAAUGCUAAUUUACUGCAAAAACAGCUCAAAAUGAAAAUCAGCUCAGUGAUAGAAUUACUGGUACUAAGCAGCUCCGUUGUGGUUAAGGCACAGAUGUUUAGUGAGGACACUGUCAGUGGCAUCGGGCCUCUGCAGUGUUACGACACCACCUCCAGCACUGCUGUGUUUGUCAUAUAACACACCAUUGUGGUGUUUGGGGGAACUGUCUCGAUACAAAUCCUGUUUGCAGUUCAUAGAUGUAUCGGUUUCUCUCCUCUUUUUUUUUUUUUUUUUUUUCUCCUUAUAAGCAAUUCCUUAAGAGACCCUGGAAACGUACAGGGAUUUUUCUUUUGUUUACCUUUUUAUCAUUUCAAUGUAAAUAUUUGUUUCAUUGUGUAAAGGAAAAAGAAUAAUUUGUUUUACCAUGAGGUGUUGCGAGUGCAUUUCAAGUUUGUGUUCAAAUUUUACUAGAACGUAAGAUUUUUGCUCAUUUUGGUUGCCCUUGUCAUUUUCUUUUUAAGACUGUUGACAAAUGAAUGUAAUGUUUGCUCAUGUUUUACUGCUAUCUUCAGUGGAUGGAACACCUUUGAGCCUUAACUCACUGUGGUAUUGCUAAAUGUAAGCAUUAUCUAGCUUAUCCCCACAUCAAAUAAUUAAAGCCUUAAUAAUGUGGUUC
Messenger RNA from Pangasianodon hypophthalmus (striped catfish), 3516 nucleotides. RefSeq names its product coiled-coil domain containing 6b (gene ccdc6b). NCBI's taxonomy places the organism in Eukaryota, Metazoa, Chordata, Actinopteri, Siluriformes, Pangasiidae. Bases 76 to 1443 code for a protein of 455 amino acids. The record is from RefSeq and is a predicted model, not a curated record. The transcript is spliced from 9 exons.